AUGUCUGUCGAUGAGCUCGGCCUGAUCUUAAAGUCAGUUGUGCUCAAGAAACUGCUGGUUAAAGUGCUGCUCAACAGUCAGUUCGUUCGAGCUAUUGGCGAUUACUUGGGCUCAACCCCGAUCCACGGUCAAUGA
This is a messenger RNA of Peronospora matthiolae, 135 nucleotides long. Lineage: Eukaryota; Oomycota; Peronosporomycetes; Peronosporales; Peronosporaceae. The record is from the annotation of a GenBank genome assembly.